This is a messenger RNA of Camellia sinensis, 983 nucleotides long. The record is from RefSeq and is a predicted model, not a curated record. Lineage: Eukaryota; Viridiplantae; Streptophyta; Magnoliopsida; Ericales; Theaceae.
AUGGAUAAAACUCAAUGCAGUUCGAAUGUCCUGCCUCCUUUCCUCGUGAAGACAUACGAGAUGGUUGAUGAUCAUUCCUCGGAUUCUGUUAUCUCCUGGAGUCAGAGUAAUAAAAGCUUUGUUGUCUGGAAUCCACCUGAAUUUGCGAGGGAUUUGCUACCUAGAUUCUUCAAGCACAAUAACUUCUCCAGCUUUAUCAGACAGCUCAAUACAUAUGGUUUUAGGAAAAUUGAUCCAGAACAAUGGGAAUUUUCAAAUGAAGAUUUUAUAAGAGGACAACCACACCUUUUGAAGAACAUUCACAGACGCAAGCCAAAAGAAUUUGCCCCUUCAAUUCCAGAGAAAAACAUCACAUGCCUUACAAGGCUUGAUCAUAACAGAGCCCUAGGCCAAAUAUCAGAGAGGAUACAUGUUCAUGUUGGAGAUGUGAAGAAUGUGAUCAUAUGGAGAAAUCACUCUUCAACUCAAUAUCCUGAUGUCAAUCAUGCAACUGUUAGCACCGGUGCCGCACACAAGCCGGUCAGAGAACUUGUUGGUGACAAUAAUUGGUAUGAGUUCAUCACCACCGUGCAACAGCGAGGUGCUGUUAUCAUCCAAGCUCGGAAGCUAUCCAGUGCAUUAUUUGCUGCAAGCUCUACUUGUGAUCACAUACGCGAUUGGGUUCUUGGAACUCCAAAGGGAACAUGGGUUUUUCUAUACUACAGUAUUGCAAGCUAUGUUAUUAAUGAAACUAAUUCGAAUGCAGGGCUCAAGAUCGAUGAGUUUUCAAGGGGAAAGAUGGAUGCCACGGCAAAAGAGCUCAUGGAGGAGAAAUCAUUGGCCUAUUCAUGCCUCAAGUGACAAACAUGCUCAGAUUUCCUUCGAAGAACAAAACACAAUAGAGAGGGAUGCCAAUAAAUUCAUGAAAUUUUAAUUUGGUUAUGCAAUUAAUAAGCUGCCUACCCUGGUGAUGAAGUGCUCUUUCAGAGUUUCUAACUCUCAUC